ACGCAACGUCGUUCAACACUAAAGAUCUUUCUCUGUGGCUGUCAGAGUCCUUCGCACCGCGGAUUUCGCGAAAUCCCGUGACUCACGCACCCCACCAGCCUGCACCGAAAAUAUUACCGGAUACGGGAAAAAUGCACAAGUCAAUUAUUCUAAAAAUCAGCCCAGUCAGGGGAAAGGGAGGAACAAGGAAUUUACUAAAUGAAAAGAAGGAAAAAUGACUAGUUACUGUGUGGGAAGGCUUGGGAGGGGCUUGAAAAGUAUCAACUUGUAUGUUUUAGCUGUCGAGGCGUGCACCAAAUCAAACCAUUCCUAAACUGCAGGGAAACGCUAGGUAUCGCAAACUUUCUAUUACGUUAGCGGAGCACGGAGGACCGGAGGCGACACGCAGCUCAAUAAAACCGCUGUGAAGCUGCCGAACGACUCGCAAUCAGACGAGCAACUGUACCAAGUGCCCGGAGCGGCGGAUUAGUGCCUUUUUUUGUCUUGCAAACGUGUGUGAAGGGAACAGGAAAGAAACUGCAAAAGGAGCAAACGAGAAAAAAAAGUCACAAAGUACUUGAAAUAUGAUCACCUUACUGUUUCUCGUCCUGUUUGUUCCUCGUGUGCUGUCUUCUUCGACACAGGUGGCGACCGUCUCCCCCCAAGAUCCGGCGCUGCGGGUCGGUUCCAGCCUGACGGCGACCUGCUCCAUCAGCCCUGAGCUGGGGCUCCACGCCAGCACCCUUUUCUGGACGCUAAACGGGAGGCGUCUGCCCAGCAGCGCAUACAACCUGCUGAGCGCCACCACGCUCACCGUCACUCUCGACCGGCUCAACGGCUCCCGGCAACAGUCAGGUGACAACCUGGUGUGUCACAACAGCGGGGGUCACGUGCUGGCAGGUUCCUGUCUCUACGUCGGCAUGCCUCCUGAGAAGCCAGUGAACCUGACCUGCUGGUCCAGGAACACUAAGGACCUCACGUGCAGGUGGACGCCUGGGGGGCAAGGAGAGACCUUCAUACGGACCAAAUACACCCUCAAGUACAAGCUUAGGUGGUACGGCCGAGAAAGGGAGUGCGAGGAUUAUAACAUUGGGCAUCCGUACACGUGCUACAUCCCACGUGACCUGGCCCUUUUCACACCCUACGAGAUCUGGGUGGAGGCGUCGAACCAGCUUGGAGCUGCCGUCUCUGAUGUCAUCACCUUAGAUAUCCUAGAUGUAGUGACCACAGACCCCCCCGCCGACGUCCUGGUGAGCCGUGUGGGCGAGCUGGAGGACCAGCUCAGUGUACGUUGGGGUACACCUCCCGCCCUCAAAGACUUCCUCUUUCAAGCCAAGUACCAGAUCCGCUACCGGCUAGAGGACGGCUCCGACUGGAAGGUUGUGGAUGAUGUUGGGAAUCAGACGUCCUGCAGGCUGGCGGGUCUGAGGGCUGGCACGGUGUACUUUGUCCAGGUACGAUGCAACCCCGUGGGCAUCUAUGGCUCUAGGAAAGCUGGCAUUUGGAGUGAGUGGAGCAACCCAACGGCAGCCUCUACACCCAAUAGCGAGCGGUUGCUGACUGGGUCAUGUGACCCCAAGUCCGGGGAGCAGAAUUCCACGCUGCGGCGGGAGCUGAAGCAGUUCUUCGGCUGGGUGCGCAAGCACGCCUACGGCUGCAGUGGCAUGAGCAUCAAGCUGUACGACCAGUGGCGCGUGUGGCUGCAGAAGUCCCACAAAACGCGCAACCAGGUAGAUUCUACAAGGCGAUAAAUCAUAGCAGUCUCACAGCAAACACAAAAUAUGUAUUUUUUUAAAUGCAAAAUAGAAUAGAAUACAAGAAUGGAGUAUUCUGACGUGCACCAGGCGCCAUGCUCCUGCAGAAUACAUGGGUGAAACUUCCAGGUAAUAAAUAAAAAAAAAACUAUGGAAAUUUCAUGCACUUCAUGGUGCUGUUUACCAAGGACUUCUCAAACAGACUGGCAUUUGUGACCAGAAAGUUGCCUUCUGUCAGAUCCGUACAACUGCCUUCCGCCUUGGAAGGAUUCUCACCAAAAUCUGCAUUCCCCCCCCCAAGUGGAUUUCUUUGAUUCAUCCAUUUUGAUCUUCAUCCAGGAGCACUGAAAGAACCACCAGUCUGAAUGUAGCAUCAGUAAGUUAUUAGCAACACAAUGCAUGGAGACCAGUAAGCGUGUGGCAUCAUCCUGUGGCCAAGACUGCAGCCUCUCUUCCUCAGAAAUAAGGAAAUGGGGGCCAUCGUCACGUCAUUCAAGUGCCUUCGUAUCACAAUAUCACACCCUCGCCCCCAUCCAAAAAAAAAAAUAGAAAAAAAAAAAAUCACAGAAGGAUCAGGUGCACCGAAGAAAAUCGUCAACCUGCCUGACUCGUUUUCCACCAGCAGGAGGAGAAUAACCAACGGCCAACGGCACUUUGUUCAGCACAAGGAGUUUUGCGUGUGUUUUCUUUAAGGAUUCCACUUGCCAGCAGAUUCACUUUUUUUUUUUUAAAUGAAACCCAGCACUGUGGGCAGGUCUCCACACCAUGAUGCAGACAGCCGGUAGCUUCAUGAAUCGUGGGUGCUUGGUCACAUGGAAGCUUUGUUCUGACCCAGAGAUGUGGAGCCACCUGAGGCUGCUUAGUAGGUGGAAUUCACAUCAUUUUGUUGAACUAUGUGAACCGCGCGUGUGACUGUAUGACUGUAGACACCUUUAUUGCUUUUAUUUUUGUAUUGAACUGUAUCAGCAUAUUUAAAUACAUUUAUAUCUCUAAGUUAUGUGUAGGUAGCAAUAACAAUUACAAUAGUUGCAUAAAAUAAUUGUUCAUAAAACAAUAAAAAAAAGAUUUUAAAACCGUU
Messenger RNA from Brienomyrus brachyistius, 2811 nucleotides. RefSeq names its product cytokine receptor-like factor 1b (gene crlf1b). Gene Ontology annotation, biological process: cytokine-mediated signaling pathway. NCBI's taxonomy places the organism in Eukaryota, Metazoa, Chordata, Actinopteri, Osteoglossiformes, Mormyridae. Gene Ontology annotation, cellular component: external side of plasma membrane. The coding region runs from base 564 to 1730 and encodes 388 amino acids. The transcript is spliced from 8 exons. The record is from RefSeq and is a predicted model, not a curated record. Gene Ontology annotation, molecular function: cytokine receptor activity; protein binding.